CCCGGCGCUCCGCAGUUCUGGUUUCUCUUGGCCCACUCCACCUUCGAGUUGUACCCCCACGGGGCUAGAGGGGCCGAGGAGCAUAUCCGCCCCAGCCCCCACGCACGCCGCCGCCGCCGCCGGGCUUUCUACCCUCUGAAUCUUUGGUUUCGCUGCCGGAAGUGGGGACGCUUCGGUCGGGUGCGCCGUCCCCCAGCACGUUCCCAUCCGCGCGCCCGCCGUCCGGGGCUCGUCGGCGCGCUCCGGUUUCUGUAUCUGGCUCGGGACGUUUCCGUUCGUAGUAGGGCCAGUCCAGGAGGGUUUUCUGCAGUUCUUCAUCUGACAGACAAUGGGACUCAAUAGAGAAUGAGAACCUUAUCUUCCUGUCAUCUGUGAGCCACUCUUUCCAGUACUCCCACCAUUUGCUGUCCUCAUGUCUACUUUACUCCUGAAUCUGGAUUUUUCCGAAUCUCCUCUCAAAAAGUCAUUAGAAGGAAAUGCCAAACAUAGAAGUUUUGUCAAGAGGCGAAGGUUCUUGGAACAGAGAGGCUUUCUCAAUAAAAAGAAUCAGCGUCCUAGUAAGGCGCCUAAGCCACACUCAGAACCUACAAAGAAGGAAACUCUCAGAGUCGAUGGCACUGGAAAGGUCAAGUCUCUCAGCAAAAAGAAGACAGCUGCCUCCUGUGGUAGGUUAGAGCAAUCCCUGGACAAGAAAGCUACAGUGUCUAGGCUGACCCCUGCCCCUUCAAAGAAGACUGAUUCUGUUGUGGGUAAAGUAGAUUUACUGGGGGAGUUCCAGAGUGCCCUUCCAAAGAUUAAGAGCCACCCAUGUCGCUCCCAGAAGAAGCUGCCACAGAAGAAGCCGCCGCAGAAGAAGCCACCUCAGAAGAAGCCGCCACAGAAGAAGCCCCCUGAAAAUAGCAGCAUACCAAAUUCCACCCAGGCCCACUCAGAGAGUACAUGCGCUGGAGCUUUGUGGAAACCAGGGAAGAUGGUGGCAGUUGACUGUGAGAUGGUGGGCACAGGCCCCAAGGGGCAUGUAAGUUCCUUGGCUCGGUGUAGUAUCGUCAGCUAUGAUGGAGACGUGCUUUAUGAUGAGUAUGUCCGUCCCCCCUGUCCCAUUGUGGACUACCGGACCAGAUGGAGUGGUAUCCGUAAGCAGCACAUGGUGAAGGCUACACCCUUCAAGACUGCUCGGAGCCAGAUCUUGAAGAUCCUCACAGGGAAGAUUGUAGUGGGACACGCCAUCCACAAUGACUUCAAAGCCCUGCAGUACUUUCACCCCAAGCAUCUUACCAGAGACACCUCCCAAAUCCCCCUCCUCAACCGCAAGGCUGGUUUCCUGGAGAAUGUCACUAUGUCUCUCAAGAAUCUCACCAAGAAACUGCUGAGCCGGGAUAUCCAGGCCGGAAAAAGUGGACACUCCUCUGUGGAAGAUGCCCAGGCCACCAUGGAGCUAUACAAGUUGGUCGAAGUUGAGUGGGAACAGCACCUGGCCCAGAAUUCCCUGAAAAACUAGCAACCGUGGGACAGCAGGAGCAGCAUGCAGAACAGGCAACAGCCCUGUACACGACCGAGCACACCUGGGGAGGCUGGAAUUGUUGGGGAGAGAGGUUCCACCCCUCACUCAAUAGCCAUUGCAAUUUCACCUUGCUCUUGUGUUUCAUAUCUGGUUAAGUGUGCUAUAGAAGGGGAAUUCUUUGUUUUGAACCCUGCUCUGGACUGUUUACCUCAUCAGUGGUGCUAACCACAGAUUCCUGGUUGCUUUGUGCUGUCCAGACAGUGGGACAUACUGGGAAAUGUAGUUUCCCACCUGUCUUACCACUAGCAGAGCCCUUUGCCUCUUAGGGUGGAACAGUGCAUUGCCCAAUCUGGCCUUGGCUACCUGGGCUCAACCAUCUUUUUUCCUCACCCUCCAGAGUAGCUAGGACUAUAGGUGCACGUCACCAUACCCACUAGGUCUCAUUAAGACCCUUUCACUUUCAAAAGUGUUUUGGGGCUAGGUAUGGCUCAAGGGUAGAAGUACCGCCCUAGCAUAUAUAAGGCCUUGGGUUUGCUCCCCAGAAAUCCUCCUCCCCCGCAGUAUCCAGGUUGGACUCUGAAUUGUAUGAUCCUGUUCCAUGUCACAGACCUUGUCUUUGGCACACCUGGCCUGCCAGGAUGUCACGUGCUGGCUUGCAGAGGAGCCAUCUAGAGGGCAGUUUAGUUUCUAGGGUUGCAAAGCAGUGAGAUAAGAGUAUAGCUUGGAAAUCAAGUUUUCUGAUAUAGAAAAGCUCAUCUAGAAUAAUAGAGGAUUUAUUUAGUUUCUGCUUGGUGGAUUAAAAAAUUUACAUUGUUUUAAUUUUUUAAAAUCAUCUUUUACCUUGCUAAAUGAAGUCUUUUAAAAACUUAUGAUUGUUUUGAUAAAUUUUUAUAGUGGAAAACAA
Cavia porcellus (domestic guinea pig) is the source of this 2405-nucleotide messenger RNA. RefSeq names its product interferon stimulated exonuclease gene 20 like 2 (gene Isg20l2). Bases 413 to 1498 code for a protein of 361 amino acids. The record is from RefSeq and is a predicted model, not a curated record. Gene Ontology annotation, molecular function: nucleic acid binding; 3'-5'-RNA exonuclease activity. Gene Ontology annotation, cellular component: nucleus. The transcript is spliced from 4 exons. NCBI's taxonomy places the organism in Eukaryota, Metazoa, Chordata, Mammalia, Rodentia, Caviidae.